UAAAUCAGAGUAAAGCUAGCCGCUGGCCGCAGCGCAGCGCCGCGCAGACACAGCCAAGCACGCACCACCACCACCUCCUCCUCUUCCUCCGCGCAGAGCGCGCUCUCUCUCCGUGCAGCGGUGGUACUCUAGGCUGCUGCUGCUACUGAGCCUAGCCAUCUCUGUCUCUCCUCCUCCUCUUCGAAGAGUUCUUGGCUUGUUCGUCCGCGUCGUCGCUGCUGCUGCUCGUGCAGUAGAGGGAUCAAGAACAGGAGAAGGGUCCAGUGGCGGAGGCAAAUCAGUCACGUCGCCCGGAGAUCAUCUAGCUGGUCUACGAGGUGAGCUAGAUCCUGAGGCGGGUACAUUGGUGGCGUGUUCCGGCUAAGAAGGAAGAGAGAGAGAGGGAGGGAUGGGGGAGAAGGUGAGUGAGGCGGCGGGGGGAGUGGAGGAUCAGGACGGCGGCCAGGGGGCGGUGGCGGGGCUCGAUGGGAUUCAGUACUGCCCCGAGCAUCCAUACCGGCCUGGCGCGGCGGCGGCGGCGGUGGCGGGUGGAGGGAUAUGCGCCUUCUGCCUGCAGGAGAAGCUGGGGAGGCUGGUGUCCUCGUCCAAGUCCAGCCCGUUCUUCCUCCUCGGCGGCCACCCUCCGCCUUCCGCCUCGCCGUCGUCGCCGCCGUCGUUCCGCCGCUCGUCGGCGGACCCCCCGCCGCCGCUCCACUCCUCGGCGGCCUCGCGGAGGCUGAUCCCUUUCAGCAGGAAGAAGACUUUCUCGUCUUCGUCGUCCUCGUCUUCCUCUGCGUCGGUGGCUCUGGCUGGCGGUGGGCUCAAGCGAAGCAAGUCGGUGGCGCCGCGGCCCGAGGAGCACUACUCGUCGUCGGCGUCGUCCGUGACGGCCGAGAGCCCGCGGAAGAAGAGCUUCUGGUCCUUCUUCUACCUCUCUUCCUCGUCGCCGUACAUGCACCAGGCCGCCACCUCCACAUCGUACACCAACGGUGGCGCCGCCGCGAGGAGGAAGUCGGUGUCCGUGGCGUCGGCGGCGUGGGCCUCCAGGGGUGCCUCCGCUCCGGGCGCGCACGAACAGCAGCAGCCGCGGGCGGCGACGUCGUCGGUGUCGGGGCGGAGGCUCGAGGCCAUCGGCGAGCCGGAGAGCCCGAGCCAGGUGUCCUCGUCCUCGUCGUUCGGGCGGAAGGUGGCUCGGUCGCGCUCCGUCGGGUGCGGCAGCCGCAGCUUCUCCGGCGAUUUCCUGGAGCGCAUCUCCAACGGCUUCGGCGACUGCACGCUCCGGCGCGUCGAGUCCCAGCGCGAGCCCAAGCCCAACAAGAUGCGCGCGCUCGGCCACCUGGGCGGCGGCGGCGACGGCGACGAUGACGAAGACGACGACGACGUGUACCAUCACCAGCACCGGAUCAAGUGCGCCGGGUUCUUCGGCGGCAUGGGCCCCACGCCCUCCUACUGGCUCUCCGCGGCGGAGGGCGCGGCCGCAUCCGGUGGCGGCGCGAGGAAGUCGGGCGGCCGGAGCCACCGGAGCUGGGCGUGGGCGGCGCUGGCCAGCCCAAUGAGAGCGCUGAGGCCGACGAGCUCCACCACCUCCACGAAGACCAUCACGGUCGUUCCUUCCAGCCACGUGGUCGCGCACAGCAACGGCAGCACGCCGGCGGCGGCAUUGUCCAUAUCAUCGCCGGUGCCACCGUCGUCGACGGCGGCGGCGGGGACGGAUUAAAAAGACGCGCGGCGCGGCCGGUUAAUUACCCCCCUCUCUUCCCGCCUCUUCUCGAGCCGUAUACAUUUCCUCAUUUGCCGCCUUCUUUUCUUUCUUUCGCGUUCCCUCGUCUGUAAUUUCAAGAUCGAACAAACUGCUCAUAGGAUGAAAUGUGCUGUGGAUUCCGGGUUGA
Oryza brachyantha (malo sina) is the source of this 1868-nucleotide messenger RNA. RefSeq lists its product as uncharacterized. Bases 389 to 1696 code for a protein of 435 amino acids. The transcript has a single exon. The record is from RefSeq and is a predicted model, not a curated record. NCBI's taxonomy places the organism in Eukaryota, Viridiplantae, Streptophyta, Magnoliopsida, Poales, Poaceae.